This is a messenger RNA of Saccostrea cuccullata (small rock oyster), 1230 nucleotides long. Its product is annotated as leucine-rich repeat-containing protein 61-like. Gene Ontology annotation, molecular function: protein binding. Bases 46 to 765 code for a protein of 239 amino acids. The transcript is spliced from 8 exons. NCBI's taxonomy places the organism in Eukaryota, Metazoa, Mollusca, Bivalvia, Ostreida, Ostreidae. The record is from RefSeq and is a predicted model, not a curated record.
GACUUACUGAAUCCAUUGUUUACAAUCGCAACGACAUGCGAUAGCAUGGAAGAUGGAAAGAUAACAAAGGCACUAUUGAAAACUCGAAGUGGGGAAUUUGAUAUUGAGAGUAUCCAUACCCUCAACCUCCGCGACUGUGGCCUAAGUGAUCUCGGCUGCAUAAGCGAAUGUUCACAAUUAGAGAGACUUAACCUUUCCAGAAAUGAUCUAUGCAAACUAAAUAAGCUAGCAGGACUAGGGAACCUGACCAUUUUAAACCUGUCGGGAAACCGGAUUACCAACCUAGAAGGUCUACAAGCCCUGGAAAACCUUCAGUCUGUUAAUUUGGCAGGGAAUUUAAUAGGAAGUAUAAACAGUCUGAGAUGUUUGACAGCCCUGGACAAGCUGGAGGAAUUGAGACUUCACGACUCUCUGAGGGACCUGAGUAACCCUCUCUGUCACAGUCCAAUGUACAGGAGGGAUGUCUUAGACAUGCUGCCCAACCUUAAAGUCCUAGAUGGUGAGAGAAUUCUUGGCCUUGGGAGUGAUGUGUUUUCUAUGUGCCGUGACAUCGAGGAGGCAUUGGACAAGAGACAGAACAGCAGCAGCCAGCUGGUCUCUACCCCCUCCCCCUGGGUGCCAGAUGAUUAUUUCCAGCCCACAACAAAGUUUGAAGAGUCCCACUUAGGAGAUGCAAAAGAGCAGUUAGAAACCUUGUUAUCAUCCUGCAAAAUGUCUGUUGACAAAUCGGAGGAUAUUCUACUGAAGUUGAAGAGUUCAACUUAAUAGCUAUUAUAAACUACAUGUAUGUGGAUUAUAAGACAUUCGUAAUGUACAAAUGCUAGUGAUAACUGUUAACUGUUAAAUAUCUUUGUUUCAGUAUAACAUAGUGUGAUCAUAAUUUCAUGGACAGUGGUCAUCAUGAUUUCUGGAAUCUAAGACUGAGAAUGCCCACUUUUUAUCUGGCAUAACAAACAGUCAGCUCAUGUUUGUCUGUUGUUCUUAAUGGAACACAUUUUACUCUUUUUCUGCUACAACAUAAAUAUUAUUAUAGAAAAGAAAAAAGAAGUUGGAAUACCUUAAUCUAAUCAGUCUUCUAUCUAACAAUACGGUGUUUUACAUUCCAUACUCAACUGGAAUUACAUGUACUAACUAUUUUACUUGAAGAUACAUGGAGUUUUAUUCUUAUGUAAUGAUAAAAAUUUGUAUACAUGUAUUUUAAUACAGUGUAUAUACCUGUUAAAGUACUUU